Molecule: messenger RNA, 7026 nt
Organism: Ahaetulla prasina
Lineage: Eukaryota; Metazoa; Chordata; Lepidosauria; Squamata; Colubridae
Product: acetylcholinesterase-like
Exons: 4
Coding region: 1807-3462 (551 amino acids)
Biological process (GO): acetylcholine catabolic process; choline metabolic process
Cellular component (GO): plasma membrane
Molecular function (GO): acetylcholinesterase activity
Source: RefSeq, a predicted model, not a curated record
UUCUACUAUGAUACUUUUAGAACAGGGAUGUCCAAUCUUGGCAACUUUAAGACUUAUGGACUUCAAUUCCCAGAAUUGAAGUUCACAAGUCUUAAAGAACCACCUUUGUUGACGUGAAGACCUUUUAAUUCUUGCAGGCAGUUGAAGGGAAUCUAUAAUGACUUUAGAUCUUGCCGCAGUCUGUCUACUGUUUUUACUUUGACAUUAUAUAAUGCAUUAUUUUUACUCUCUAUACUGGUUUGAUAUUAUGGCUUCCUUGUUGCUUCAUAGCUUAUGUUUAUAAAUAUAACCCUACCCUUUCCCCAAAAAAUUACGACACUCCAAUUACGAGAAGGAAAAAAGAAGAAGGAAAUGAUUGUGUAGGUGCCUUGGCAUUGCUCUUUAGAAACAAAUAUUCAUGACAGGACAAUCAUGUACUAGGAAAUACUAUUAUUAUUAGCGGUAAUUAUCUAAUCUGCCAAGUGCUCCACAUAAGCAAUGGUUUUUAAUUUAUUCUUAAAAAUUCCACUGCUGUUAUUCACAGCGAGGAAUAUUACUAGCCAUCUCUGGCACUUGUUUUAUUCGCUUUCCCAUCAAUCUUGUCUCUCUGGCAGGCGCUCUUAACUGAAACGCUGUUUUCACUUCAAGAGUAAGCAGAAUUCAAGCGGUCAAUGCCUUUGGUAUGUACAUAGUAGAAGGCAGUCUCUGCUGCAGUUGUUGUUUGUGUAGCUCCGGCUUUAACACAAUGGCUGGUUCUGAGUUUAAGGAACUGCCUCUUAAUGGGAUCGCCCAGAACAGGGGCAUUAAACUUGUGUUAUCACAUUGUCGUUACGUGGUGUAUCGCAACUCCCCCUCCCCGCUUUGCUAAAACGGGGGUGGGCAUGGCCAGCACAUGAGUUUGACAGCCCUGGUCUAGAGGAAUCCAUUUCAACUCCUGUUCAAUUCGUAUUACAUAAGCCUAUGGUCAAGCCUCCAACUACAGGUAGUCCUUGACUUACGACCAUUUGUUUAGUGAAAAUUCUAAGUUACAAUGGCACUAAAAAAACGACUUACAACUGUUUUUCACAUUUACAACCAUUUCUGCAUCCCCAUGGUUAAGUGACAAAAUUCAGAUUCUUGGCAGCCGACAUAUAUUUAUGAUGGUUAGAGGAAAACAGGUAGAGGAAAAAGGAUGCUGCGCUAGGAGGAGACUCUAUGGUGGGGGGAACCGGACUUCUGGUCGGCUUCAGAAUUGAACAGGAGGCUUCUGGUUAGGACCUUUGUGGCUCUUUGAGUGUUUAAGGUUGCUGACCCCUGGACUAGAAGACCUCCAAGGUCGCUUCCAACUCUGUUGUUCUGUAUUCUAACUCAUCUACAUUUUAUUUGGUUUGGUUUUCCUGUUUGAGACAGGUUUGCUGCUUUCUAGAUGCCUCCGGUUUUUCUUAUCAAUUCCCUGCUGUCUAAAAAGCAUCUUUAUCUCUUCCUUAAUCUCUCUCUCCAUUUUGCUUUUGUCUUUUCAAGUAUUUUCCUUGUUUCUCUUUCUUUCCAGAUUGGUACAACAAGAAUCUAGCACUCAGCCCCUUUUCUUUUCUUUUUCAAGUACCUUUUCUAUUUUAAGGUUAUACCAUACCUUAAUUCUUUCAUUUAUUGUCCUGCUGUAACCAACUGAUUGUUUUUGUACCUACUUUUUUUCCCCUUUUCAGCUGACCACAGGAAUCUCUGAGGAGCAAGAUAGUCUCCAAGGGAGAACAGAUGUGAAUUUGUGGUGGGAAGAAGAUCUGUGUACUUUAAAGAUCAGAGCCAAGGUGUAAAUUCUGAUCCUGGGCCCUAUUCAUUCCGAUUGCUGCCAUGCCUAUUCUCCUCCCUGCAUUCCUGGGACUUUGUUUCUGCCAACUGAUUUCUGGUGACAUCUCUGAAAAUGACACCGUGGUGGUCACCAGCUCUGGAUCCAUUAAAGGCAUGAGAGUCCUAACUCGAUCUGGUGCCGUAAAUGCCUAUCUAGGAAUUCCAUAUGCUGAGCCUCCAGUAGGGAGGCUGCGCUUCCAGAAACCUGUCCCACAUCAACCAUGGAGGCAUGUCUUGGAGGCUACCCGCUUUGGGAAACCUUGUCACCAAUGGACCUUUUUUAGCUAUCCUUAUUCAAGAAUAUGGGUUGCCAAUAAGCCCCAUUCCGAAGACUGUCUUUUCCUCAAUAUUUGGGUGCCUCACCCCCAGCCCUCUGUAUCAGUCCCUAUCCUUGUUUGGAUCCACGGUGGAGGAUUUAUUGUUGGUGCAGGGUCUUCGGACUUAUACAAUGGGUCAACAUUAGCUGCUACCGAAAAUGUCAUUGUGGCGACUAUGAACUAUCGGGUAGGGAUCUGGGGCUUUCUCUUCUUCCCACCGGGAGCCCCAGGGAAUAUGGGCUUAUGGGAUCAACACCUGGCUCUGAAUUGGUUGAAGAAAAAUGCAGCAGUCUUUGGUGGAGAUGCAGAUAAGUUAACUCUCAUUGGCCACAGUGCUGGAGCAGCCUCUGUGGGUUUCCACCUCCUCUCUCCUAUCAGCCAAUCUCUUUUUGACCGAGCGGUGCUCCAGAGUGGAGCUCCCAAUGCGCCCUGGGCUUCGAUGCCACCUGAAAAGAUCCAGGAACGUGCUGUUAAUAUAAUUGGUCUGUUGAACUGCAGGAAAGGGAAUGACAGUGCCGUGAUGAGUUGUCUCCAAAAUAAGGAAGCCGAUGUGUUUCUGAAUUUCAGUUCUUUUUUCGUACCCACCUACGAUGGGGAUUUCCUUCCCGAAGAUCCAAAGAGACUUCUACAGAAGGGGAAAAUUCCAGCAAAGCCACUACUUAUAGGUAUUACAAGGGAAGAUGGCACAGUCUUUAUACCUCGAGUUCUGGACAAUGUAGAUGAUGACAAAAGCAGGACUUGGGAGCAGGCCUUAUCAGCUGUAGACUUCAUAUUACGUAGAGAUUUUGAAGAAGAUAUUGUCAAGGCUGUGGUGCUUAAGUACAGUGAAGUGAACCACACGCCAGAUCUGAACCGUCAGAUUUUGGCUCAUUUUAGCAGAGAUCACUAUUUUGUGUGUCCACUCAUUGAAGUUGCUGCAAGGAUGGUAGCAGCGGAGGGCUCUGUGUAUGUUUACUCCUUCAAUCACCAAAUUUCGACUUCCGUCUGGCAAGAAUGGAUGGGUGCAGCUCAUGGAGUUGAGGUCCCUUUCCUCUUUGGAACCCUCUCAUCACUUCCAGGACUCAAUCAGUCAGAUGCAGAAGGUGACAGGGUCCUAAGUCAACGGAUGAUGCACUACUGGGCCCAGUUUGCCAGAAGAAUCCCUCCAAAUUCACACCCGGUGAAGUUCAAUGGCCACAUUACAAUGCUACUGAACAAAACAUCUACCAUAUCAGCACUGAGGCACCUCAAAUCAAGCAGUUUUUGCCACGUGAGCAGUGUGUUUUUUUGGAAACCCAAGUUUAUAACACAACAGGAACUGGUGCAGCAUAAAGAGAUCAAACAACCACUGACCAGAAUUUAAUGAAAGGAAUUCUCAGGCAACUUUACCGUGAAGUGUGUACAGGAAAAUAUAGUAAAGGAGAUAUACGGAGAACAACUGAAAGCGGAUGGGAAUGGAGAGGAUUUGCUUAAAAAUCAUACUCAAAUAAAAGAGUGAUGGAAACUUCAGGUGCAUGGUUUUGUGCAGUACACAAGUAGACCUCAACUUACGACUACAAUUGAGCCCCAAAUCUCUGUUGUUAAGCAAGACGGUUGUUCAGUGAGUUUUGCUCCAUUUUAUAAUUUUUCUUGCCAUAGCUGUUAAGUGAGCCAUACAGUUUGUCAGCCAUCCCAACUUGGUCAGUUAGAAAAGAAAGACUCUCGAAUCCAUUGUUAAUGAAAGUAUACUUUACUAAAGCCAAGUGGUUACAGAGUAGCAAAGCUGGAUCUGAGGUUUCCUGCUCAAAGCAGCUAGUGAACUUUUCUCUUCUCCCCACUUUUUCCCUGGCUAUCUCCAAAGUGUCCAAUUACAUUUAAACAAAUUGUUUUGGUAACAAUCCCUGGCGGGCUGGACCGUUUCACAUUCCAUUCCAUGACCUUGGAAUGUCAAGCGACUCCUGUGGACUCCAAGCACAAAGGGUAGUUUCAAGUCCCCUCAUCCCAACCUCCCCGCAGCUCUCUCCCCCCAUUGCCUAUGGCAGACUGGCAUCUGGCAAAACAUGGCUGGUGCGGCAGAAUGACAGUCCUGAGUCAGUUGUUAAGUUAGUAACAAGGUUGUUAAGUGAAUCUUCCCCAUUGACUUGGCUUGUCAGAAGGUCACAAAAGGGGAUUACAUGACCCCGGGACACUGCAACUGUCAUAACUAUGAGCUUAAUUACCAAGCGUCCGAAUUUUGAUAAUGCAACCAUGGGAGUGCUGCAUUAGUCAUAAGUGUGAAAAAUGGUCAUAAGUCACUUUUUUCAGUGCAGUCGUAACUUUGAAUGGUCACUAAACGAAUGGAUGUAAAUCAAGGACUACCUAUAGUCUUAACUUCACUGACUGACAACCUCCUUCUGUCCUUUUAUUAUGUAAAUGGCUCCACAAAGACUACUAUGAAGGCAAAAAUACGUGUCCCAGGAUAAUGUUGCAGGAUCCAAUCUGGGUUGGUGAGACACACCAACACACACUCUGCCAGAGGGAAGUUCCCGUGAGGUUGGGCUCCAGCACAAGUCUGGAAGUUUGGAAGACAAAACCUCUGGUCCUGGUGACCGAUCCAGAUUGGAUCCUGCAACUCCUGUGUAAGUCAUUAACCUUAAUUAUGACCCUUUAUGUCUAUCCAAAGAUAUAAUAAUAAAAUCCAAUAACAUCACAUCACAACACAACACAACAUAAUAUAACAACAACAUAACCUUCCAACAUAUUUAAUGAAGAAAUUAGUAGCAGAACGUUUGCUGGAUGGUUCUUAUGGAAAACUCAAGCGUGCACAGAAUUAUACAGUUGGAAAGUAUCUCACAAGAAGCUACCUAUUCCAUUGGCUUACAGUUCUUACCACCAAGAAACUCCUUCCAAUAUCUCACUUGAAUCUCCUUCUCUAUACUUUCAACCUAUUGGUUGGGGGCCUGUCCUGCUGAGCUGCAGAGAACAAGUCUUCUAACAACAUUUUAAAUGUUUGAAGACUGCUAUCCUUCAGUGUUCUCUUCUGCAGUCUAGACAUAUCCAGUUGGCUUAGCCAUCCAUCAUGUAGUAGCCCUCCUUUGAACUAUCGAUGGUUUGUGAAUUUGUCAAAGUCCUUUUUAGAUGGCACUGAGGUGUCAGAACGGGACACAGUAUUUAAAACAGGGUCCAACCAAGGCAGAGUAGAAUGGGACGAUCACUUCUUGAGAUCUGGACUUAAUGCUGCUGUUAAUUUGUCCCAAAAUAACAUUUGUAUCACUCUUUGUUCUCUUUAUCCACCUACUCAGGAGAGACACUAUGUUGACUAAUGACAUUAAAAACUCUUCCUGCGGAUUUCAGUUGUGUGGGCUAGUUUUGGUUACUCAGUAAUUGCAGAAAAUGCCCAUUUUAGGCCUUUCUUCAUCAGCAAUUUUAAGUAUCAUUUACACCUCUGAAAAAACAUUUCAUGGCCCAGGCUUGAAAUAAUAAAUGAUAUAUAUCAAUGAUGUUCAAACAGACAAUUAUUUAUUGUCAGAAACUUAGCAAAGUGGGAGUGAACCCCAAACACAGUUUGACAGCCUUUUAUUCAUUUAUAUCCCGUCUUUAUUAUUUUUAUGAACAACUCAAGGUGGCAAACAUAAUACUCCUUCCUCCUCCUAUAUCCCCCACAACUAUUAUCCUCUGAGGGGAGUUGGGUGUUGGGCUGAGAGAGAGUGAUUGGCCCAAGGUCACCCAAUUGCUUACAUGGCCAAGGCUAGAACUCACAGUAUUCCAGUUUCAUUUCAGACAAAUGGUUGUCCAAUCUCUUCUUAAAAACUUCCAGUGUUGGAGCAUCCACAAGAUCUUGGAGGCAAGGUGUUCCACUGAUUAAUUGUUCUAACUGUUAGGAAGUUUCUCCUUAAUUCCAGGUUGUUUCUCUCCUUGCUUAGUUUCUCUCCUUUUUUGUUUCUUGUUCUGCCUUUAGGUACUUUGGAGAAUAGGUUGACUCCCUCUUCUUUGUGGCAACUUCUUAGAUAUUGGACCACUGCUAUCGUGUCAUUCCUGGUCCUUCUUUUCUCUAGACUAGCCAUACCCAAUUCCUGCAACCAUUCUUGAUCCAGUAAGAUCAUUCCAGAUUUCAGAGAUUUGGUGAUGUUUUCUUUUUUUGCAGUAUUGGUUGAGGAAAGAAUAAUUAUAGCCGGUGGAUUCCUGAAUUGCUUGCCCAAAAUCCGAGAAGCAAGAAAGGGAUCUCAAGAGUCAUGUUACAUUAAGGUUUGGGAAUGAUUCAAAAACCAGCAAAAGCAAAAUUCUCUUCAACUUUUUACUUAUUGAUGGAGAGGGCAAAGCUAAUUGAUUUAAUUAAAGAGAAGCAUUUGUUCAGUUUGGCAUUUAUUCAGUUUGGUUUUCACGUGGAAACUUUUUCUGGACUUUAUGCUCAAUAGACACACACACACACACACACACACACACACACACACACACACACACUUAUAUAUAUUAAACCUUGAUUUUAAGUUUUGAUGACCAGAUUAACUUUGUAGCUAUAGCAAUGGCUUGGAUGUACUAGAAAUGUAAAGCAUAAAAUUGAGGUUGAAACUGUGUUUUGUAUCCUAUUGUAUCCUGAAAAAUGUUGGAAGUAUUGCUUUUUUUUCUUUUUUUACCUUGCACCUGUUUUCCCCUUUUUUCUGGCCUUUAUUUUCAUUUGUACUUUUUAUUACAAUAAACCCUAAUCUAAAAAAAGUCUUUGCUUAUUGAUAGGUGCUUUAAAACAGGGGUCCCCAAUCUUUCGGACCUCAGGGACCACUAAAUUCAUAAUUUUAAAUCCUGUGGACCACUAAUAUGAUCUGCUUAAUGACCGGUUGUGUGGCUAGGUGGUCAUGUGACUGGGUGAGCAUGACCAACUUGAUGUCACUCACAUCGAGGGGCACCUCACCGGCCUCUACUCGCCCCAGCGCCUGGAGGCUCAGCGGGCUGAGAUGGCCAGUCAGUUCCAGGC